Ictalurus furcatus (blue catfish) is the source of this 2299-nucleotide messenger RNA. RefSeq lists its product as uncharacterized. The transcript has 6 exons. The coding region runs from base 332 to 1159 and encodes 275 amino acids. The record is from RefSeq and is a predicted model, not a curated record. NCBI's taxonomy places the organism in Eukaryota, Metazoa, Chordata, Actinopteri, Siluriformes, Ictaluridae.
AAUUUAGCCAAACUCCAAAUUGUAGUGUCUUAAACUGCAUUGUGUAAUAAUAAUAAUAAUAAUAAUAAUAAUGCAAUAAUAAUUAUUUUUCAUCACUCUGUGUGUGUGUGUGUGUGUGUGUGUGUGUGUGCUGAGUGCAGCAGUUCAGUCUGUGCGAGCGGAAAACAGCAGCUUUGUGUUUCACUUUGAUGUAAAAGGGUAUGAAAAGAAAAAGGUGAAGACAGGAGCACACGUGUGUGUGUGCGCGUGUGUGUGUGUGUGUGUGUGUGUGUGUGUGAUGGCCUGAGGUGAAACGUUAGUACAGUGUUCAGAGUGUGAUGGACUUUCAAAGAUGCAGCAUCUCUGCUUUACGCUCUAUGGGCUCCUGGCUUCCUGCCUCUGUUGUUGGGUACAAACUGUUACGUGUGAACUUCCUGCAUUAGCACCACAGACCCACAGUUAUGUAGGUAGAAAAUGUUCCAGUGAUGGUUUUUUCGUGAGUCAGUCUCCAUCCACAGUCACGCUGAGGAGAAGAAGACCAGUUCAGAUCACCUGCAGCUGGAACAUCAGCAUCAGUGGAGUAAAAGUGACAUGGUUUAAAGGCAAUCAGAAAGUUGAAUUUAAGCAAACUGAUAAAUUCACAGAAACCAACAACAACAACACCAGUUCAACAUUAGUUAUAAAAAACACUGAUAUAAAUGAUGCAGGGUUUUAUAUUUGUCAAGUUGUACAGGACAUACCUCGCCUGGUUGCGGUAAACGGAACGGGGACAAAUGUUACAUACGAGAGGGAAUAUGUAAGUGGAACGAGUACAACUCAAUGUGGAACAUCAACAACUCGGCCAAUCACAGAGCUGCAGAACACACCACAACAGCCAGUAACGCUGCUGGUGGCAACUUUAUCCAGUGCCGUGGUCUUUCUGUCCAUCUGUGUGUGUCUGAGUGUGUGGAGGAUGAAACGAGGCUGCAAACAAUCAGAGAGAAUGGUGAUAAGGGAGGGGCCUCCGAGUGAAGGGACCGAGCCGGAAAACAGCGAGGUUGGAGGGAGCUCAAGGACGUCCAGAGGAUCCACACAAUGGUAUAUGGUUCCUGUGUACGAGUCCUACUUCGAUCUGCAGAGGAGUGACAAGGAGGAGUGUGCAGACUCAGACAACACCGCGUGUGCUUCAGCUCUCAAAUGAUCAUGCAGAUAACGAUGAACAACAGGAAGUACAGUCAGAAACCCCAGCUGCGCUGGAAAUGACAGAUAGAGUUAAAGAUGCUAAUGUUGUUUUUUGUCAGCAAAAUGUUGGUCAUUUCCGUGGAGUUCACAGCGAGUAAUGGGUUUUGUGUCAUAAAUCCGUUUCAUGAGCAGAACUUUGCAUCGAAUUCAACUUUGCUCGCAGGGAAUUCGCAUCAUCAUCUUCCAACAGCUUCGACUGUGUUCAUCUCUGAAAAGGAGGUCCUUUCAUCCAGAAUGGAGGAACCACUCAUUUUAUUACAGUGCAGAGUUUAUCAAACACAGUCAGUCAUACGCUGUUGUUUUCUUUUCUUUCUUUUUUUUUGUUUAGCAAAGUUUAGCAAUUUAGCAAGACAGAUAGAUUGCUAAAAAAAAAAAAAAAGCCACCAAGAGGUACAAGUCUUUCCAAGAAGCUGGUACGGUAUAGCGCUGUUCAAUUCACUUAGCAACGUUUCAUUGCAUUUACAAAGUGUGUCAAACCAAAAUUAAUAAAUAACCACAGCUUAACUGCUAAGUCACCGCUAGCCUUUUUGCUGCAAUGCUAAUUUUCAAGUCCUGUCCCUGUUUUGCAAGAUUUCCAGCAUAUUAGCGUGUAUUAUAUGGUUUUAAAAAGUAAAGGGAAGCUAAUUAAGCAUUUAAGCCCAGACAUUAAGUCUCUCUUUCUUAUCCUCACCAUCUUCUUGCUAACAAGUCUAACCAUGUAGCGCAUGCAGUGUGAGCAUUUCUGUGGUAGUGUUUGAUGUGUGUUAGUGCUGAAGUGUUUUAUCUAUGUAAAUCGUGUGUGUGUGUGUGUGUGUGUGUGUGUGUGUUUUCUAGCUGAGGGCAAUGUGCUUCUCGGUAACCUAAUCCACUUUCUCAUGAUAAUAGCAUUCAUUACAUUGUGAUUGAGAUAAGAGACUAAAGUGUAUAUCUGUUUUUAUUAAAUAAAUGAAUAUUUAAAUACAAAUGAUUUUGGGUCUGUUUUGACGUGUUUAUUUCUGUAGUAGAAGCUCAGGUGGUAGAAGCUCAGGUGUAAGAUGUCACCUGCAACAUGAAAGAUCUUAGACACUGUUGAAUAAUUUUGGAUAAUUUGCAUAUUGCUUAGUUAUUAUUUCGAUUGUUU